Darwinula stevensoni is the source of this 1357-nucleotide messenger RNA. NCBI's taxonomy places the organism in Eukaryota, Metazoa, Arthropoda, Ostracoda, Podocopida, Darwinulidae. The record is from the annotation of a GenBank genome assembly.
GGGACAGGAAGCUUGCUUGUUAGCAUAGCUGGCCUUAAUUCAGCUCAUGAUAGCAGUCUGUGUAUUUCUUGAGUUCAGGUCUUUAGUGUUCGGGACUGAAGCAUAGCCACCAAAGCUGAAGUAGUUUUUCCUCCAAACUUUGACUUUCACUUGGUUUGUCUUAGAGUUCUGAGUUCAGAAAAAGUAGGCUUCGUUCAUGAAGACAUGGAUUUCAGACUUUUAUUAAAGCCGUAGUAAAAUUACAAUGUUUGCCAUAUCGUUUCGUAAAAUUCUCGGGUAGUUUAUAUUUAAAUCUGAACUAUUGAGACAUUUUGCAUCUGCCUAUGGAAGAAGUGCUGCUAUCCGUAGCGGUGAGGAAGAUCGUUAGCCUUGGUGAAGGGCAAAGGUGGUGUUUUUUGUUGAAAAUUUGAUCAUGUGAAACUCAAGUUGAAAUUAAUAUGGAGGCAUAAGACAAAAUUUAUCGAAAUGGUCAUAUACGAACCAGAAUUAUUUGUACGAGAUUACGGCUCGCCCUGUACGGUGCGAUAUUUAUCUUCAUCGUUCAUUUUCCCAAGUUUGAUUUUCGGUUAGAUUUUUCUGUCCGAAGUAUUUAAAUUUACAAGUACUCCACGAGGAAAACAACUUAGCCUCCUGCACGGACCGAGUCAUCUGUUGCACUAUGUUCCUUCUGUCGUUCAGAGAAGUCGACAGAUGAUGCAAGCAGCCUUUUCCGUGCUGCUUGCCUCGAACUGCAUUUUUUCAUGACCAAUUUGAAAGGCUGGUGCUCAUGGUACAUUGAGAUACGAGACAAUACAGGUAUUGAUAUUUUGGACUGAAGCCGCCACUAUUGUAUGUAAUGUGAAGCAUUAGUUGCUGGAGAGGAAGUGGUGCGAAGGGUGAUGGGAGGAGCGAAGAGCAAAGAGAGCAUUGAUGGCGGAGAAGCGAUGAAAGCUGGGUCGACUCCCGAGGGUAAGCCCUUGAAACCUUGCUGUGCCUGCCCCGAAACACGCCGAGCGCGAGACGAAUGCAUCGUCCAGAAUGGAGAAGAGGCCUGCACUGAGCUCAUUCAGGCUCACAAGGAGUGCAUGAAGAAAAUGGGCUUCAACUUGUGAUGACAGAAAUUGCAAGUCUUCCAGUUGGAGCAUGGUUUGAAUUUCUUGUUGGAAGCAGUAGUAGUGUCACCUGGAGCUCCCCUCGUUAUAGGAGGAGUUGCUUCGAACUCCUCGGAAUUUUCAGAUGGCGCUGAAAAGCAAACUGAAGGUGAAUUCUGCACUAGUCUCUAAAUCCAGAGAAUUUCGUCUAUUCCGUUCUACCUGAGCGUGGUCUAUACUGUCAGUGUGCAAAUGGAGUAGCGAAUAAAAGAUCCUAUCGAUUCUAA